AUUGCCUACAAUGUAUUUAACUUUGUUGAUAUUUUGAUUGAAUUAGAACAUUAAUAUAUGAACUAAAACGGACGAAAUACAUGUAGUUUUAUGUAUUGUUUUCACCAAGGAAUGAGAAAAGUAUGGUUCUGAUUUUUGGAAAGCAGUUAAACAAACAGAACUAAAUUACGUGAUUAAACAUAUUAGAUUAAAAACAACAGAGCAUUAUAUAAAGGAAGGAUUAUAUGAUUAAUCAAGAUAUCACCACAUUAAAGAUACACAUGUAUUAAUACUAAAGGAACAACUGUGUACAAGGAUUAAAAUAAAGAUACUAAAUACGUUUAUGAAAGAUAAACAUAGUAGAAAUUAAACAAGAAUAUCAAAUUAUACAGAAAAACAAAGAAUCAUUAUGUCGCCAAUGAUAUUAUAUUUUUCUACUUUUGUAUGGAGCAUGUACAUAACCACAGCACUUAACAUUACACAGAUAUGCCAUCCAAAGUUUGCUGUCUUAGAUGGUCAUUCCGCCUGUAGCCUUCCGUCAUCGGAGCUCAUCGAUGCAGGUGUGUCUGCCGAGGACAGAAAAAUGAUCGUUACAUUUCAUAAUAAAUAUCGCCGCGAGGUGUCGCCACCAGCUACUAACAUGCAGGUCAUUGUUUGGGACGAAGAGAUAGCCAUGAUAGCCCAGCAUUGGGCAGCUACCUGCCCCUCUCCAGAGCGACCCUUAGAUGAAAAUCAUCUACGCGGUAUACCUGGAAGGUUCAACCGACUAGGCCAAAACGCUGCAUUUGGACAAGCGAGUUGGUCGGCUGUGGUUGCAGAAUGGCAUGAAGAACAAAACUUUUUUAUUUACGGUAAACCACCAAAAGGGAAUAAGCGAGUUGGACACUAUACACAGGUUGUCUGGGCGUCAUCGGGUAAAGUGGGGUGCGGUUAUGCUGAAUGCUCCGGAUCAAGAAAGAUCUACAUUUGUAAUUAUGCUUUAGUGGGUAAUGUUGCCAAAUGGAACGACCCCGGGACAAGAUUCAAGCCAUACGAGACUGGCACACCUUGCACUGCGUGCCCUUCUAGGUGUAACGAUGGUUUGUGUGAUUGUAAAGGAAAGGUAUGUCAUAAUGGUGGAAUCUUGAACCCAGAGACUUGCACGUGCACGUGUCCCAAGCUCUAUCACACUGGCGACCUUUGUGAUGUUGACUGCAAACUAGCGACCGAUUCGUUUGGAUGUGCUUCUCAGAACGGCAGCGUUUGGACGGAAGAAGGUUGUAAGACCAUUGGGAAUGCUGGAGAUGAGUGCCCAUUGCAAUGUCAGUCUUGUCCAGCUGGUGGAAUCAACUUCGAUAUAGACCUUUACCUCCAAUCAGUAGAACAUGGGAGAGCCAGAAUAAGCCAUGGCGGAAACGAAACCUCGCGUGCAUCAUUCAUGGGACAUUCAAGAACAACACUUGUAGGAAAUUUGAAUUUCAUCAUAUUAGUAUUAGUAGCCAUAUUCCUCAUGGUUAACCUUUUUUGAAUGUUUGAAUUUAACAUUUUAUUAAAUGACAGAGAUUUAAAAGGUAAGGGUAAAGUAGAGACUCAAACCCUGCACAUAUUUUUUGGUAUCUUAAGUAACAAUGUACAGUAAUAGGAUUCCUGGGUCAUCAUUCAAGUUUCUAGGAAACAUCGUCUCUGCUCUCGCCUCAAGUUGAAUUUCAAAUUUUUGUUCAUUUCUACCACUAACUUAUCUUGAAAUGGAAAUACAGACCUCGGAAUAGAGUGUAGAAAUUGGGAUGUAUUCACAUAUGGGACCCUGACUUUAUUUCUAAAAAAUGUAAAAGGUCACCUUCAAGGAAUUGUCGGCACGAUGAAUCUUUAGAUUUUUUACUUUAGAUAUGAUUUUUACUCACCUAUGUAAAUAGAAUAAUACAUUAGAAUAAUAUGUAUGUAAUGUCGCAAUUUUUGUUAUUUUCUGACUAUGACUUGAUAGACUAUGCUAUUCAAUAAUUUUCUCAGGUUCUGACGCUCUAUAGGUAUCAAUCCG
Molecule: messenger RNA, 1993 nt
Organism: Owenia fusiformis
Lineage: Eukaryota; Metazoa; Annelida; Polychaeta; Sabellida; Oweniidae
Source: the annotation of a GenBank genome assembly